UUUGGAACCGGCAUUCCAGUUAAUGUUUUUUUCAGUUUUGAUGGUUUUAAAUGAAGUUUGUUAAGUGUACAUACUGCUGCUACCUUCGUAACAACCCAUGCGAUGUUAUCCGUUGCCCAUUUCAAUGGUCAUGUCAGUUUGAGAGCACUUUGUAAAGAGGGUUGUCUGAAGGAGGUUCUGCGUAUUCUUCUAACUGCAAACACCCCUCCUGUACAUUCCUUUACAUGCAUUCAUACAUUGUACGCCUCCUUUACCGGAAAAACUCUUUCCAAGGGCAAGCAAAUCCACUCUUACAUCAAUGACAGCAAAUUCACUUUUGCGACAAACCCAGUUUUACAAAACACACUCAUCAACAUGUAUGACAAGUGCGGAAGCUUGGUGGAUGCUCGUAGAGCCUUUGACAACAUGGCUGAACCAGAUGUCUUGUCAUGGAAUAUGAUAAUUGCAGCUUACAGAAGGCACGGGUUUAUUCAGGAAGCAUUAACUCUGUUUCAUAAAAUGCAACGAACAGACGUACAACCUGAUCACUUCACCUUCUCUACUAUUCUCCCUGUAUGUGCCAAUCCGGUGUCUGUAAAUCAUGGUUUGGAGAUUCAUGGAAAAAUCAUUAGAUGUGGAUGUCAAUCUGAUGUUAUUGUGAUGAAUACCUUGAUUGACAUGUAUGCGAAAUGUCAGAGAGUAGAGACAGCCCAUGAACUGUUUGACAAAAUGCCUGACCGAGAUGUGGUCUCAUGGACUGCGAUCCUUGCUGGAUAUGCACGGAAUGGACUUUUUGAAAAAUCCUUGCAGAGUUUCAAGCAAAUGCAGUUGGCUGGUGUAAAGCCGAACUCGGCAACCUUUGCUACCGUGCUACCAGCGUGCUCCAAAAUUGGAGACUUGGAACAGGGUAUAGAGAUUCAUCAAGUAAUAGUCGAAAGUGGUUUUUCGUCAGAUGUUGUUGUUUCGAAUGCGCUGAUAGACAUGUAUGCGAAAUGUGGAAUCAUACAGAAGUCACGCGCUAUGUUUGAUAAAAUGCAUAAUGCAGAUGUUGUGUCAUGGACUGCUAUGAUUACAGGAUAUGCUCAAAGUGGUGUUCUUGACGAGGCUUUGAGGCUUUUUGAAGAAAUGCCUCAAAGAAAUGUGGUCUCGUGGACUGCAAUCAUUGGUGGUUACGCACAAAAUGGGCUUGUCGAUAAAUCCUUUGAGAUUUUCGAGCAAAUGCAAUCAUCAGGUGUUAAGCCAAACUCGGCAACCUUUGCUAGCAUUCUCUCAGCAUUUGCCAGAGUGGGAGAUUUGCAACAUGGCAUGGAAGUCCAUCAAAAAAUAGUUGAGAGUGGAUUGUUGUCAGAUGCUACAGUUGUAACUGCCCUGAUAGACUUUUAUGCUAAAUGUGGAAGCAUAGACAAGGCACAUGAGCUGUUUGACAAUAUGUCUCAAAGGAAUGUGGUCUCGUGGACUGCAAUUGUUGCUGGAUAUGCACAAAAUGGACUUGUUGAACAAGCUUUGGAAAUUUUUAAGGAAAUGCUUUCAGCAGGCGUGAAGCCAAAUUCAGCAACUCUUGCCACUAUUCUCCCUGUGUGUGCCAAAAUACGAUCUUUGGAAUAUGGUAUGGAAAUCCAUCAAAUAAUAAUAGAAUGUGAAUUUUUGUCACACGUUGUAGUUGUUACUUCUCUGAUAGACAUGUAUGCAAAAUGUGGAAGUAUACACAAGUCACGUAAGUUGUUUGAAAAAAUACCCCAACGAGAUGUGGCCUCGUGGACAGCAAUCAUUGCUGGAUAUGCACAAAUUGGGUUAGUUGAGGAGGCCUUGGAAAUUUUAAAGCAAAUGCAAUUGGCAGGUAUAAAGCCAAACUCACCAGUCUUUGCCAGCAUCCUUGCAGCUUGUGUGAAACACGGAGUUAUGGAAAUAGGUAUGGAGAUCCAUCGAAGAACAAUUGAAAGUGGGUAUUCGUCAGAUGUUGUAAUUGCAACUAGUCUGAUAGACAUGUAUGCAAAAUUUGGAUAUGUAAAUAAGGCAUGCAAGUUGUUUGAUGAAAUGCCAGAACGAAAUUUGGCCUCAUGGAAUGCAAUGAUUUUGGGUUAUACACAAAAUGGUCUUGUUGAAAAAGCCUUUGACGUUUUUAAGGAAAUGCAAUUGGCAGAUGUAAAUCCAAACUCAGCAACCUUUUCCAGCAUCCUCCCAAUGUGUGUCAAAAUGGGAGAUUUGGUGCAGGGAUUGGAGAUCCACCAAAAAAUAAUUGAAUGUGGAUUUUUGUCAGAUGUUAUCGUGGUGACUGCCUUGAUAGAUAUGUAUGCGAAAUUUGGAAGCAUACAAAAGGCAUCCAACUUGUUUGAUAAAAUGUCCCCACGAGAUGUAACAUCAUGGAAUGCGAUGAUUAUAGGAUAUGCACAGAAUGGCUUUGUUGAUAGAGCCUUGGAAACUUAUAAGGAGAUGAAAUUGGCAGGUGCAAAGCCGAAUUCAUCAACAUUUGUUAGUAUCCUCCCAGCAUGUUCCAAAAUGGAAGCUUUGGAAGUAGGUAUGGAAAUGCAUCAAAAAAUAAUUGAAAGUGGAUUUUUGUCAGAAGUUGCAGUUGCAAAUGCGUUGGUAGACAUGUAUGCAAAAUGUGAAAGCAUACAUAAGGCACAUGAAUUGUUUAACAAUAUGUCUCAAGGAGAUGUGGUCUCGUGGAAUUCAAUGAUUGUAGGAUAUGCACAAAAUGGACUUUUUGAUAGGGCUUUGGAUGCUUUUAAGGAAAUGCAAUUGGCAGGUAUAAAACCAGACUCAUUAACCUUCUCCUGCAUCCUUCCAGUUUGUGCACAACUUGUAGCUUUGGAAUUGGCCAUGGAGAUUCAUCAAGGAAUAGUCAAAAAAGGAUUUUUCUCAGAUAUUGUAGUUGGGACCUCCCUAAUAGACAUGUAUGCAAAAUGUGGAAGUUUACAGAAGGCUUGCACAUUAUUUCACAAAAUGCCUAAAAGAGACGUGGCCUCAUGGAAUGCAAUGAUUGUAGGGUAUGCACAAAAUGGCCUUCUUGAUAAAUCCUUAGAUUAUUUUAAAAAAAUGCGAAUGGCAGAUGAAAAGCCAGAAUCAUCUACUUUUGCCUGCAUACUUCCAGUUUGUGCCAAACUUGGAGCACUUGAGCAGGGUAUGGAGUUCCAUCAAAACAUAAUCAAAAGUGGUUUUUCAUCAGAUGUUGUAGUUGUGACUGCCUUGAUUGACACGUAUGCAAAAUGUACGAGACUGCGGAAAGCCCGUGAGUUGUUUGACAAAAUGUAUCAUCCAGGCAUAGUCUCAUGGAACACAAUGAUUGCAGGAUAUGCAAUGCAUGGAUAUUGCAAGGAAGCCCUUGAACUAUUUGAACUUAUGAAGCAUUCUGGAACAAAUGCAGACCAUGUAAGCUUAAUCUGUGUUUUAUUUGCAUGCAGCCAUGCAGGUUUACUGGAUGAGGGAUGUAAAUCAUUCAUUCACAUGAGCAACUCUUACUGCAUUAGACCUACAAUGGAUCAUUAUGUAUGCAUGGUUGAUCUUCUUGGUCGUGCUGGCUACCUUCAGGAAGCCCUUUUAUUUAUCAUAAAAAUGCCAAUAGAACCUGAUAUGGUUGUGUGGAUGGGUUUGCUUGGUGCUUGUAGGUCACAUAAGAAUAUGAGGCUAGGAGAAUUUGUGACAAGAGUCCUUCUUGAGUUGGAUCCUGGAAACGCUGCACCUUAUGUUCUUCUGUCCAACAUAUAUGCAGACGCUGGCAUGUGGGGUAAUGUUCAAAAGGUAAGGGUAUUGAUGAAAGAUAGAGGAAUUAAAAAGAUACCUGGGUGUAGUUGGAUUGAAGUCCAUAAAACAAUACAUAAUUUUUGUGUAUGAGAGCGCAUCAAAAAAUACAUGAGAUCUAUAUAAAAAGUUGUAAUAUCAUCUUGGGAGAUGAAGGUAUCAGGGUCUAUUCCAAAUACAAGAUUUGUAUUGCAAGAUGUGGAGGAGAAGGAAUUGCUUCUCAGAAACCAUAGUGAGAAGUUGACAAUUGCACUUGGAUUGUGUCUAGUGGAACAAUUAUUAGCUUGUCAAGAAUCUUCAAGCAUGGGGUAACUUACACACUGCAACCAAGUUUAUCUCACAAGAUUAUUACAAGAGAAAUUGCUGUCAUCGAUGUGGAACUUUUCCAUCAUUUCACAAACUGAAAUUGUUCUGAGGAGAUUGCUAGGGAUGCUAAGUGAAGCCAGCUGUAAGCAUGGUCUUGCACUAUUACAAGGUGCAUGGUGUCUAUCUUGCAGUGACAAGAAGUAAUCAGGUUUCAUUUAAAGUUUGAAAAAAAUUGUUUUAGUGUUUGGAGAGCUAAUCCAUACAAUGACUUGAUGAAAUGAUAUUGUGUACUAUGUAUUACUUACUGGAUAUUGUGGUAUACUGUAUCUGUUAAACCCUGUUGUAUGAUACUGUGGAGGAGUCAUAACGUUCAAUUGUUUUUCUCUUUCCAAACACUUGAGGAAUGUACUAGUACCCUUUAGGGAGGUCCUUGGUUCCUCGGUAAAGCUGAUCUUUUCUUGAAAAAAUGGUCUACAGGUUUUAAUGCAGCCAGGGAAAGCUUUAACAGUGUCUCUGUCUGGGGCAGGACUUCCUUAGGAAUACUGCGAUGAAGAGAUCAUAUGAGGAAUUACUAACUCUCUUGGUCAGUUUUUAUCAAUUGAUGAAGUCACGAAAUCUAUGAAACAAUCGAUUUUUGUCAGAUUUUGCAUAAGUGUUGAUAUUGAUAAGGUGCUGCCAAAUGCCAUAAAAUUGUGUCCCAAACUUGUGGUUUGGGAACAGAGAAUUCAUUAGGAGUCUUCACAGAUUGUUGAAGGUGUUUCAAAGAUUAAAUAAGCACCCUGCUAUGAGGAUAGAAGGGAAGGAUUCAGGCACCACUGUGGUCCUUAGGGAAUACUGAGGGUUUCCCGUUAGGGACACAGGUAAAGCUUUGUCUCCGCUUCAAAGUUCAUUGGUAAGAGCUCUAGACUAUAUAUCUGGGAAGAGGCAGAAGUACAGGAAAUAUGAAAGCAGAAAGCUGUAAAGUCAGAAGGAAAUAUUAGAGAAGGGCCUCCAAUGAAGCCAAUGCUUAGAUGUGAUGAGCAGAGCAACAGCAUCUCUAGUUCAUUUUAUCUGUCACAUUGUAUGGCACAUUUCUGGAUUAAUUCUAAUAUCUUGUGCCUCUCUCUGGAAUGAAGUUUUGUCUUAAAUUAUAUGCACCAAAAUACACAUGCAAAUUUAAAUUUGUCCUGGUGGAUUUCUGUCGGUUAUGAUUGUGGAAUACCGAGGACAUAUGAUUGGCUUAACUUCUAAAGACCGGUGUUCAAAUGUGGUUAUUUUAUUUCCUUAGUGAAGAAUAUAUAUAUAUAUAUAUAUAUAUGUAUAUAUAUAUGAGAAGUAGACUUACAUUUUUUGACAUGAUCAAACAAAAGCUUUUGGAAAAACUGUGAAGAUUUUGUAACACUUUCAGAUCACAGGAUCCAUCAGUAGGAUGAAAAAAGAUAAUGA
This is a messenger RNA of Cryptomeria japonica (Japanese cedar), 5448 nucleotides long. RefSeq names its product pentatricopeptide repeat-containing protein At5g39350. The transcript is spliced from 3 exons. Gene Ontology annotation, biological process: RNA modification. Gene Ontology annotation, molecular function: RNA binding; protein binding. NCBI's taxonomy places the organism in Eukaryota, Viridiplantae, Streptophyta, Pinopsida, Cupressales, Cupressaceae. The record is from RefSeq and is a predicted model, not a curated record. The coding region runs from base 103 to 3810 and encodes 1235 amino acids.